Spirometra erinaceieuropaei is the source of this 555-nucleotide messenger RNA. NCBI's taxonomy places the organism in Eukaryota, Metazoa, Platyhelminthes, Cestoda, Diphyllobothriidea, Diphyllobothriidae. The record is from the annotation of a GenBank genome assembly.
AUGCACCCUCGGUCGCAUCAGUGGCACCUGCUGGACUAUGUUAUCGUCCGGAAUCGAGAACAGCGGGACAUGCUGGUGACAAGGGCGAUUCCGGGUGCUGGCGUGUGGACCGACCAUUGCCUUGUCAUCUCGAAGAUGAGGAUCCGCCUACAGCCUUGCAGGAGACCUCAAGAUAAGCGACCCCCAGGUAAGCUGAAUAUUGCCUUGUUGUCUUUGCCUGUUCACCAUGUCCAUUUCAUCAAUGAGUUUGCUCGACGGUUAAACAACCUUCCAAUCGAUGCCGCUGCCGCCGCCGCCGCUGCCAUUGACGAGAACGCCUCCGUAAAGAACCGACGUUGUCAACUGCGGGACACAGUCCGGUCGACGACACUGGCCGUCCUCGGUCGCGCAUGCCGACAACACCAAGACUGGUUCGACGAUAGCGACACCGCCAUCAGCAACCUGCUCGCCAAGAACCGCCUACACAAAGCCUACGUCGACCACCCCAUUGACGACAACGGAGCUGCUUUCUACCGUAGUCGUCGCCUCGUUCAACAGCGACUGCACGAGAUGUAA